ACAAGUGUGACUCAUGCGAAACAGGCGGGCUUACUUGAGGUACGGUGUAUUUCUAUCGAUGAGCGUUAACCGAGCAGUCAAUUUGUGCGGACUAUAAUGCGGGAGAGCUGGUCGCCGCUGUGGCCCAUUUUAGUUCAGCACAACAUUGUCACACGUGUCACGUUGCUUUGAACUCAUCCUUCGACCAUGACCGCCAUGGCUCUGACACUGUAUUAUUGCAUAAAGCAUGAAAGAUGCACGCCUAAUGAACUAGAAGUUGAACCUUCGACAACUUUAUUCAUAUUAUAUCGACUUGAUCAGCCUGCCAAUCUGAGCAUAUUACCUGAGGAGAGUCUACUCCAACGGACCACAGAGAGCUUGGAGUCUUUGGAGCCUCUUGAACCAGCCGAUGCGGUCCAGGAUGUCAUCACGGAAGAUGCGUUGGACAAGGACAAAAAGUUGAUUCAUCUCGUGGUUGUCCAUCGUACAGCUGCCAUAUCUAUUCUGGCCAAACGGCCGAGCCUUUCAGUGCAGGACAAGAAUUCGCCUCCGAAGCGCAUGAGGAUGCAGAAGGUUGCUUCCAUACCUCCAUUUACAGUUGCAAGGAUCAGUGUGCUUGCAUCCAUACAAAACGACUCGGAAGAUCGUGUGCUUAAUGAUCGUCCGAAGACCAACAUGGACAUUGCGCCCAUAGCCCUGCUAUAUGAGGGAUUUGGUCAGUUCCAGGACGAAUUUUCUGCUUGCGAAGGGCCCUUCCAGUUGGAUAUCACCAGAACUGUCAACUUGAUCAACUUGAUGACAAAAUUUGCAGAUGCGAUGUGCACAUCCUAUGCAACGGAGGAUGAGCGGUGCACAAAAGCGCUUCCGCUCCUCAACGAGAUUUCAAGUAUCGUUGUGGACGACAUUUGUCCCUCCGAAAUUCCUCGAUGCAAUGCAUGCACGGACGGAUAUUCCGUAUCGGCUACCGGAGCCUGCGAUUUGGUCGUCGAGUUCAGGCGAGAUGGAGAUAGCGGAAGCGAUGCUGUUGCGCAAGGCGUUUCGUAUUUGGCUCAUCGUCACAGGGAUACCGUUGAGAAAAAUGUGGCUAAUGAGCAUGUGUACGAUGAAUGGAGGGUUCCCGCUCUUCUGAUCACCGUUGUAGGGGCCACGAUCUCAUUUCAUGGGCUCGUCGUCCUAGGCAAUCAUCGCAUCGUCCCUCUCACGCCCAAGCUGACUCUGACAAAUCCUAAUGUGGAACCUGAAUUUCGGCAGCAAGUUAUCCGCGCGUUCAUGGCUGCCGUGAAAGUGCGCCGUCGAAUACGCGACGACACUGAGACUAUGCUGCGCGAGGCCGACCGUCUUCCUGUGCUCACGUUAGAGCAGAUGCGGUUUCCGAACAUCAGCUCCGUCACUACCGCCCAACACGGAUCUCAAGCACGAACAGACUUUACCAUCAAGAAAUCUCUUCCUCCCUCCCACAAUCGCUUCCUCUACUGCGCUAAGACACCUGAGGGGUCGGAUAUUCUUGUGAAGUGCACUCUUCGAUACUCUCGAGAGCUGUACGAAUUCUGCGCAGAGAGGGAGCAUGCCCCUAAGCUGUUAGGGUUCGAAAGGAUCCCUGGCGGCUGGUUCAUCGUUGCUAUGGAACUCGUUAAAGGCGAGCUUCUGUGCAUCAGGGACACUUACAGGUCGGAGUGGAAGGCCGGUCUGGAGGGCGUUGUAAAUCAGUUUCAUGACGCAGGCAUGGUCCAUGGCGACCUUCGGGACGUCAAUCUGCUCAUAUCCGACACAAACGAAACGAAAGCGAUCAUCCUGGACUUCGAUUGGGGAGGAAAGGCAGGCGAGGUUUAUUAUCCCCUCUGCGAACCUUCAAGCGGAUAUCGGCUUGACCGGCAUGCGGUCCUUGGCGAUUACCGUCGACGAUGA
This is a messenger RNA of Laetiporus sulphureus 93-53, 1884 nucleotides long. RefSeq lists its product as uncharacterized. Lineage: Eukaryota; Fungi; Basidiomycota; Agaricomycetes; Polyporales; Laetiporaceae. The transcript has 6 exons. The coding region runs from base 187 to 1884 and encodes 565 amino acids. The record is from RefSeq and is a predicted model, not a curated record.